Molecule: messenger RNA, 1698 nt
Organism: Trypanosoma conorhini
Lineage: Eukaryota; Euglenozoa; Kinetoplastea; Trypanosomatida; Trypanosomatidae
Exons: 1
Coding region: 1-1698 (565 amino acids)
Source: RefSeq, a predicted model, not a curated record
AUGAGCGAUCUUUGGCGCGUCUUUGUAGAUCGCCUGGCGGCGUCAGGAUAUACCCUGGAGGAUUUUGUUGACAAUGACAGUUUGCUUCGGCUUGUCGCUGAGGAGUUUUGCGGUUUCACGUCUCAGCAAGUAGGGGAACUUCAGAAGCAGUGGCACAACAUGCACCGAGAAGUAACGAGUGCGACGAUGCAGCCGGGAGGUGUGUCCCGUGCAGCGGGGCGAGCUUUUCCUCAAACAGAGGGCACGCCUGCCUUUCAAGGCAGCUUCAGUAUGUAUCCCACAAGUACGGUGCUGUCUCGCGCCGCUAGAUUCUUGUCUAAUUUGAGCAAAAAUGGGGGUCUACUGUCGUCCGCGACGGUGACGGAGCUCCCACUUCCACGCAGGCUAACUCAGGCUUUCCGUGGGCGGCUGGCUUCAAUGCAUGGCCCCACUGGGGAGGUGGCGCUCAUGUGGAAACUCUGUAGUCCGAGCACGUUGGCCAGCAUCAAGGAAGGCCGACCAUUGGAGGCCACAGAUAACCGAGACAGUCUCUGCUCCUGUGGUAUUGUUCUCUACCGCGACGACGGAUCUGCGGCACAAUUUCAGGAAGACACACCUGUGGAAUUGGUGCACCAAGGCUGGUCUCUUGUUGCCUUUGAUACGGCCAUAGGCAAAUCGCGUCAUCUUGGAGAAGAAGAAAUUCGACUGGUGCAGCAUUUUUCAAUGAAGGAGUGUUUUAACACCCUUAAUAGUGACGGCUAUGAUAGCAUUCGGGUUACCCCUUGUAAUGCUGUUGUCAUAUUCAACCCAGACCAGAUUGUCCCGCGUUUUAUUGUUACAAUCCAUGCCCCCGGCAACCGUCAGUCAAGUUGCCCUCUCGCAGCAGCCGCAGUGGACCAUCAAGACAUGACGUCGUUUAAAUUGCAGAGGGGGGAAAAGCUCUGUGGUGAAGGGCAAACAAAACCCGCGGAGCUAAUAGGAGGACUGAAUGCUGCAAAUACGCCUCGUAAACCGUCUGAUGGCACUGCCUCGGAUGCGACCACUUGUCGGAAACAUUCGGGGAAGGAGUUCGAAUUUUGGUGCCCAGAGGAAAAACGGCUGUUAUGCAGUCAUUGCCUCUUUUAUGACGGGUACAGCAGCAGCAAUUGUGUACUAGUGGCUGAGGCAGUUCGAAAGGAGGCCCCACGACUUGAGCGUUGGGUGCAAAAUGCGCAGACCUUCACGAAGGAGAUUGAUUCUGUUGUUAAUCUUUUCCGCUCCGCAGAAGAGGAUAUAGACCGGUGUGAAAAGGAACGAAAGGAGGAAGUGCGAGAGCAGUUUAAACACUUGCGUGAAAAGCUGAAUGUAUUGGAGGCAGAACUUACUGCACAGGUUGAGACGAGGGGUGAGGAACAGCGGCAUUCACUGCGAAACUCCUACGCAGAAGUUCAGGCCACCGUGGAACGGGUAAAUUGCCUUCUUAGUGACGCCGAAGCACACCUAUUAAAGUAUAGAACCGGAAGUAUUGACUAUAGAACCGUCGUGACUUUUUUGAAGGUGACUCAAUGCGUGUUUGAAGACUGGCCUACCGUGGCUAUUCCCAUGUAUUCUGUCCUCAAUGGUUGGGACCGAAACAUUUUUCAGGAAUUAUCGGCCGCCUUGAAGCCCUCAUUUGCCACUGAAAGCGAGGGACAAGUGGAGUUGCCGGAGGCUAUAGACGUCAAUUACCUUAAAACGUGA